UUAGACUAUUUUAUUAAUCAAAGUAUUUGUUACAUUUUAAUUAUACCAGGUUUUGGUAUAAUUAGUACAACUAUUUCUGCUAAUUCUAAUAAAUCAGUAUUUGGGUAUAUAGGUAUGGUUUAUGCUAUGAUGUCUAUAGGUAUAUUAGGAUUUAUAGUUUGAAGUUGAGUAAUGAUGGCUUCACCCUAUAGCGAUAUAGGGAAUAAAAUUAAUUUCGCUAUAUGCUGGAACAGUUUAGUGCUAAUUAGUACCUUGUACGGUAAAAAUCUAAUUAGUUAUACUCAAUCAGCAGACAAUCUGUCCCUGUAUUCUUUAAAUGACAACAAACAGAGUGUCUCAGAGACUACACGCGAAACAUCUUUUAACUUUUCUAAGUUUCAUGUUUAUUAUAAUACAUUAUUUAAAAAUAAAGAUCCUAUUUCAAAUGAAUGAUUAACUUGAUUUGUAGGGUUCGCAGAAGGAGAUGGAGCUAUUCAAACUUAUGCUAAAGGUAAGAGAGUUCGUUUUGUUCUUACUCAAAAAGAAAGUAAUAUACUUUAUAAAAUACAAUUUAAAUUAAACAUCGGUGUUAUUAAACAUUUUCCUCAAGGAAAAAGCGGUAAAAAUAAUGAUUUUUUUAGAUGAAUAGUUGAUAAUCCUUCACAUAUUUUACUUUUAGCUUUUUUAUUUAAUGGAAAUUUAGCUCAAAACCAUAGAAUUGAACAAUUAACUAAAUGAGUUAAUUCUUUAAAUAAUCGUUUUGGUAAUGAAACGAUUAAGUUAAAUAAUAUUCCUGUUACAAUUACAUUACAGGAUGCUUGAUUAUCAGGGUUUACUGAUGCUGAAGGUUGUUUUAAUGUAUCUAUUACUACAAAUUGUAGAUAUACAUUAGGACAUGUUAUAAAAAUGCGUUAUAUAUUAGAUCAAAAAGAUAGUAUUAUACUAAAUAAAGUAUAUGAAUUAUUUGGAUUUGGUAAAGUAACACUAAGAUCUCGUACUGUAGAUGUUUAUCGUUAUACAGCUACUGGAUUUAAAGUAUUAAAUAAUGUAAUAACUUACUUUAAAUUGUUUCCAUUACAAACUAAAAAAGCUUUUUCUUUAAAAAAUUGAUUAAUUAUUCAUAAUCAAAUAUCUAAUAAAUUACAUUUGACUGAAGAAGGAUUAUCACAAAUUAGAAUUUUACAAAAAAGAAUUAAUUUAAAUAAUAGUAUAACAAAUAAAACAGGAAAAGCUUAA
Sporothrix brasiliensis 5110 is the source of this 1215-nucleotide messenger RNA. Its product is annotated as LAGLIDADG endonuclease. The record is from RefSeq and is a predicted model, not a curated record. The transcript has a single exon. Lineage: Eukaryota; Fungi; Ascomycota; Sordariomycetes; Ophiostomatales; Ophiostomataceae. Gene Ontology annotation, molecular function: cytochrome-c oxidase activity; endonuclease activity.